Diuraphis noxia (Russian wheat aphid) is the source of this 2363-nucleotide messenger RNA. RefSeq lists its product as uncharacterized. NCBI's taxonomy places the organism in Eukaryota, Metazoa, Arthropoda, Insecta, Hemiptera, Aphididae. The record is from RefSeq and is a predicted model, not a curated record.
CCGAACGCCUAUGCCGCCGACGAACUCGCCGACAGGCACCGAACACGGUCGACGUCAUUCACGCCGCGCCCCCGUUGCCGCGUGUGUGUGUUCGUUCGGGGUGUGUACGCUCGUGUGUACGAUCGUUCGUUCGGGGUGUGAGCGCCCGUCGUUUUCUCGACACUCGAUCGCCACCGACCGUACGACGAUAACGAUAACGGCCUGUACUCCGACGGCCAACAAAACGAGUGUAUAUGGUAAUUAUAAUUUUUAUUAUUAUUAUUAUUAUUAUUGCCGGUUUAUUACAUACCUAAUUAUUUUAUACUUACUGGUUUCUUUUCAAAACUUCUUUAAUUUCGACCUCGUGCUUUACAUUAUAUCAUCUCACACGCAUUCCACCGUGAUUUGCCAUUAACUCGUCUAAUACAGUCUACAUCACACCACAUCCGUCUCUAACACACGUUGACGGCKUAACGAAGUUACCAGAGUGAAUCGGCUUGCAGUGCCCGAGUACCACACGCAACCGUGACCACGAACGACCAUAACCAUCACGACGAGGUACGAACCCGUGAACGCGCGGUGGUGGCACCGCCAUCGGCGGUAGUAACCGCCACGUUGUACAAAAUAGCCGUUGCCGCCGCCACCACCGCACACGGCAAACAUGUUCAACUUUGCCAGUAAAAUGAUCAACAGCCUGAUGGCGGCGGGUGAUGACAUGGUCACCGGCACCGAUUCGCAGCAGCCGCAGAGCGCUGUCCACCGUCAGCAACAGCACCAGCAGCAGUUCCAACAGCAGCAAGACUAUGGUGGUGGACGACCUGGAGGUCUGUCCACCACGGCCAGGCAGUACGGCAUGAAUCAGCAGCAGCCACCUCAGCAGCAGCAACAGCGUGGCAUAGCCGGUGGUGGGUACUCACAGCAACCACUGCAGCAAUCACAACAACCGAAACUCCCGAGACAGCCGUCGCAGCAAUCACAGACUAGACUGCAGCAACAGCAGCAGUCGCAAUCACAGCCGUCUUUUUACCGUCAACAGCCACCGGCGCCUUUGUACAACACUGGCAACACCAGUAGUGGAAGGCCGUUGUCUCAGUCAUCACCACAUCAACAGCAGCAGCAGCAGCAGCAACAACAACAACAACAACAACAACAGCAGCAGCAGCAGCAGCGGCAAAGGCAACAACAACAACAACAACAUCAGCAACGUCCCGGUGUCGCCGGCAUGGGCAUGCCGGCAUUAUCAUCAAGCAUACUAGAAACCUCGACUGCCGAUCCGGACCCGUUGAGCUUGGACCUGAGCCACCUGAGCGUCGAGGAGCGCGCAUUGAUCCAGAACGUCAUGGCCAAGGCAAAGAACAUGGACGCCACGGAAAUCACACCGGUAGCGCCACCGCAUUUGACAAUGACCAGAACGAUGGCGAUGACGUCAUCUUCUCGAGGCGAAAACGCCACAAACGGGGGUUACACGUCAUCCGGUGGUCAAGACACCUCSUACUACAACGGCAACAACAGCAAAAGUAGUGUGCAACAACAACAAAACGCGUCGUAUCAAGACCGUAACGUCUACCAGCAACAGCACAGGGAGGGCGCCGGUGGUGCAGGRUCGUCGCCGUACUCGCAGCAGCAGCAACACGUCACUACUUCGGCGUACCAACAACCCGCCACUAAUUCGGCAUACCAACAAUCUACCACUACUUCGGCGUAUCAGCAACCCACCGGCGGGUCAUAUCAGCAACACAGUGGUUACAAUUCAGCUGCGGCGGCAGCGGCCAGGCGGCACAUCCAGCAACGCGGUUUCGACGAUUACAACCAACAACAGAUGUCACCCGACGAACAGUUGUCACCCGUAUCGCCGGAAAACGAGGUAUCCAUGCCGUAUGGAGUCGGUGAUGGCGGAAACUCUCAGCAAUACCACCAGCAGCAACAGCUACAGUUGCAGCAACAGCAACAGCUACUGCAGCAGCAACAGCAGCAGCUUCAGGGAGAGCGUUCAGGGUCCGAUUCUAGUGAUGACGUGAGCCUGGCCGAGUGUCUGGCCGGAGGYGGAGUCGAGCUGAUGAACUUGCGGCCGAUGCCCAUGCUGGACGAGAACGGCCAAGUGCUGUUGGACGACGUCGAUACCACCCGGAUGCAGCAGCUGCAGCAGCAGCAGCAGCAACAGCAACAGCAGCAUCAGCAACAGCAGCAGCAGCAGCAACAGCAGCAACAGAGGCGCGAGGAGCAGUAUUGCAGCGAACAGCAAGCGUAUUAUGGAGGCAAUGCGAACUCCGCAAACGUUUCGGACGUGUAUACCAUACCCGAGGACGAGGACGAGCUGAGCAGUCCGACGGGCGCUGACGGUGUAACGAGCCUCCGAAAGCGGCAGUUGGCCAACACGUUGACCG